UAUAUUUUCUAGGUCUCGAUUAACUCUUCCGGUUCCAAAAUGGACGAGAUGGCUGCCUACUACCCAGCACCCCACUACCCCUACUACCAACCGCCUCCACAGGCUGCUCCUCCGCAGCUCGGGGUGCCUCCGCCACUUCAUCAUACGGAGGCGGUGCCACAGCCACACCACCACCACCUGCCUCAGCCAUACCUACCCCACCCGCAGCCCCCGUUCGGUUCCUACGCGCCUCCUCUGGUCCUUCAGGGUCUGCCAGACGAAGUCCGAACCCUAUUCGUUGCUGGCCUCCCUGAGGACGUGAAGGCCCGCGAAAUCUACAAUAUGUUCCGGGAAUUCCCGGGUUACGAGUCUUCCCAUCUUCGGACCCCGACCCAAACGUCUCAGCCAUUCGCAUUUGCUGUAUUCUCUGAUCAGCAGUCGGCAAUCGUGGCUUUGCAUGCACUGAAUGGGAUGGUGUUUGAUCUUGAGAAGGGGUCAACCCUAUAUAUUGAUCUAGCAAAAUCUAAUUCUAGAUCCAAGCGCACAAGAACAGAUGAUGAAAGAUUUGGUUCAGAUAAAAAAGCUAGAGGAUCUACGUUUUCAAGGGGCACUCCUGAAUCUGCAGGUCUUGGCAGCAUUCACAUGCCUGGAAUGGGUAAUUCUGCUUACAACACGAUUGGUUAUCCAUCUGCACAAAGUCCUGGAAAUUUUGAUGCCAGAGCCAUAAAUGAGACAGCAGCUGCAAAUUUGAAUAAUCCUUCUGCGCCUAAUGUUCCACAAAAUGUUACCCCAUGUCCAACACUUUUUGUGGCUAAUUUGGGGCCAACUUGUACAGAGCAAGAGCUAAUUCAAGUAUUUUCAAGAUGUCCAGGGUAUCUAAAAUUGAAGAUGCAGAACACAUAUGGGGCUCCUGUUGCCUUUGUUGACUUUCAGGAUACCGCCUGUUCAACUGGAGCUUUGAAUCAUCUGCAAGGCACACUUCUGUACUCAUCACUAGCAGGAGAGGGCAUGCGGUUACAGUUUGCAAAAUCACGGAUGGGAAUGCGGAAGAAGUCAAAGUAAAUUGCAGAUUACAAGGAGAGAUAUAUACAUAUGAUGAACCAUUUGGCUGUGCUAUUGUCUUGACUGUAUGCACAUCUUACUGUAGUUUUUUGUCCCAGAAAAUACGUUGUCUGAAUAUCAGUGUAGCUGUUGAACAGAUCUUUAUUCCUCUUCGUUGAAUCAGAUAAUGUCUUUUCGGUAAUGGAUGCUUAAAUGCAUUCCAAUGAAAUCCUGCGUGACCCUCC
Messenger RNA from Corylus avellana, 1265 nucleotides. RefSeq names its product RNA-binding (RRM/RBD/RNP motifs) family protein. Gene Ontology annotation, molecular function: RNA binding. The record is from RefSeq and is a predicted model, not a curated record. Lineage: Eukaryota; Viridiplantae; Streptophyta; Magnoliopsida; Fagales; Betulaceae.